This is a messenger RNA of Caenorhabditis angaria, 378 nucleotides long. The record is from the annotation of a GenBank genome assembly. Lineage: Eukaryota; Metazoa; Nematoda; Chromadorea; Rhabditida; Rhabditidae.
AUGCGGGAUCCUGAUAUUCUCCACGAGGACUUUCAUGAGGUUAAAAAAGAUGGGACACUCGUAUCAAGAGGUUUGAAUUUCUCAUAUUGGAUAAAAUCAAUUUAUUUCCUUGCUUUUUCAGAGAAAGCGGUGAAUUUCAUCAAAAAUUUGAGUGCUAAACAAGUAGAAACACGAGCAAACUCUUCGAAAGUAUGGAGUCGAAGUACGAUUGAAGAUCGUGAUCCGGCUUGGAAAAAUCAUAUUGCAAAGCUUACGGAAGAUGAUCUCAUUGAGAUUAAACAAUAUAAUAAUAAUACUUUGUAUAUUAGAGUUUUGGGAAAACCAGAUCCAAAAAUGGAAGGUGGUUACAAGUUUUAUCGAAUGUUUAGAUAUUAUUGA